Messenger RNA from Daucus carota subsp. sativus, 1767 nucleotides. RefSeq lists its product as uncharacterized. The coding region runs from base 1 to 1767 and encodes 588 amino acids. The transcript has a single exon. NCBI's taxonomy places the organism in Eukaryota, Viridiplantae, Streptophyta, Magnoliopsida, Apiales, Apiaceae. The record is from RefSeq and is a predicted model, not a curated record.
AUGCACACUCGAAGUUCAGGUACAGAAAAUUUGAUUCCACUUGAUCCUGAAAUUGAAGCUACAGCAAGAAAGCAAUCCGGUGAACAAAGAAGAAACAAAAACAAGGAAACUAUGGGCGAAGAAGUACCAGCGAAAUCUUUGAGGGAGUAUGGUAUGCCAGACACUACAGGCGUCAUGUCCUCUAUUCUCAGACCAGCUGUCACAGCUACUCACUUCGAGCUCAAGCCUCAGUUCAUUCAAUUCAUCUCUAAUGAUUCUUUUGCGGGCUUGGCUUCUGAAAAUCCAGUUGAUCAUCUCGAGAGUUUUCUUCAAAAGUGUGAUAUGAUAAAGCUGACCAAUGUCCCAGAUGAUGCUAUCAAGCUGCGUCUGUUUCCAUUUUCUCUUCGGGAUGCAGCUAAGGAUUGGUUGAAAGAUGAAGGGCCAAACAAAUUUACUACUUGGGAUGCUUUAGCAAAGGCCUUUCUACUUAAAUUCUUUAGCCAAAAGAAGACUGCCAAACUAAGGAAUGACAUAUCUAAUUUUCAUCAAGAUGAUGAUGAAUCUCUUCAUGAUGCUUGGAAAAGAUUCAAACGCCUUCAAAGGCAAUGUCCUCACCAUGGAAUUCCUGAUUGGUUGCUGAUCCAAACAUUCUAUAAUGGGUUGACACAAGAGUUUCGAAUCUUUAUCGAUGCUGCAUCUGGCGGAUCGGUUAUGGCGAAAAGUACCGAGGAAGCAAGAACUCUUUUGGAUGAGAUGGCAUCUAAUGAUAACUAUCCGUACAGUGAUCGAAAUCAAUCUAAGAAGGGUGGUAAGUAUGAGGUUGAUUCUAUAACCAUGCUCAAUACUACUAUGCAAGCAGUUGUUAAGAAGAUUGAGCAAUUAGAUGCCAAAAUUGCACCUACCGUUGCUUCGUGUGAAAUUUGUGGGGUACAAGGGCACAAUCAACAUGCUUGUCAAAACAAUUUACCUGAUGCAGCUAUGGAGCAAGCAAAUGCCCUUUAUAAUCAAAAUCAAAGGCAACAGUAUAAUCCUUAUUCCAACACGUACAACCCAGGUUGGAGGGACCAUCCAAAUUUCUCUUACAAGAACAAUCAGGCGAACCCUCCACAGAAUAACUUUUCUCAUCCACCAGGUUUUCAACAGGGAUCAUCUCAGAAUGCAACAGCUCAACCACCGAAAUCUAAUUUGGAAUCUCUCUUAGAGGGAUUUAUGGUUUCACAGACACAGAUCAAUCGGGAUAUGCAAGCUCAAAACAGAAUGCUAGAAACUUCAGUAGCUCAAAUGGAUCUACAAUUGAAUCAACUUACAAAGUCCCAAGGCCAACUUCCUGGCCAAACUGAACAACCACCAAAAGGUCAUAUCAAUGCUGUGACUUUAAGGAGUGGCAAGGAAUUGCAAGAGCCAGAGUUAAGCGUGAACAAAAGCAUUGUGGAUGCUCAAGAAGAUGGUGAGGGAAGUAUGUCUGAAAUUGUCACAGAGAAAAAGGCAUUGGAAGAAGAAAAGAAAGAACCUGUUGUUCCUAUUGCGCCAUAUGUGCCACCAGUUCUUUUCCCACAAAGGUUGGCAAAAGCUAAGCUAAAGAAGAAGUACGGUAAAUUUCUUGACAUACUACAGAAGUUGCAUAUUAACAUUCCAUUCAUGGAUGCUAUAGUUGAGAUGCCUUGUUAUGCAAAGUUCCUUAAAGAUAUUUUGUCAAGAAAGAGAAAAAUUGAAGAGACUUCUACUAUUUCAUUGACGGCAGAGUGUAGUGCUAUCUUGCAAAAUACUUUUCCGAAGAAGCUAGUGUAG